GGAGGGUGGAACAAACGCUCAGCAGGUAGAGAAUGAGGAAAUGAUGCUGGCAAAAACAACAGUAGGUGGGGUUAUUGGGAAGCUAAAAUCCCUACUCUGAAAACGUAAUAAUAAAAAAGUCUGUUGUGUUUCUUAAAACUGAUACGAUAUCCCUUCCUUUCCUCCAUUAAAGCUCCUUCCCCUAAGGAUUUUUACUCCAGCUUCUUUGUCUUUCUCUCUCUCUGCCUUCCUUUCUUUGGAACGCAACAGCCUCUCUCUUUAUAGUAAACGAGGAAAAAAGAAAAGAGAAUGCAGAGCUUCAAAGCUGCAGCAACAACAACUAACCCGGACAUGUUUUGCCACUCUUCUUUUUUUCUCAGGGGGGACGAUUGUAAUAGCCGUCACCAGGCACGUUUCCUGGAUCUUGGAGAGCUUGAUCACCCAGCUGUUGCUUUUCAUCACGAUGAUGCCGUUGAUUUAAGCCCAAGCUCCGCUUUUAGUUUAAAAUCCAGCAAUGUUGGUGUUGUCGCUAAUAACAUACACUAUGGCGCCUUGAACACGAGCAUUGGUGCAACCGAGAUAGUUUCCAGUGGAACCGGGUGUUUGGAUACAGGGCAGUUCAUGUACCAGAAGGGAGAAGCAUUUGGUUCUUCGUUGGGGAAUGGACAUAUUGAAAAUUGGGCUGACUCUGGCCUUGCCGAUAAUAGCCAGCAGACUGACACUUCUACUGAUGUUGACACUGACCAUAAAACCCAGCUUAAUGGACUUCAACAUGGACCUGUAAUGAUGGAUUUGGUGGACCAGUCUAAGUCAAAAUGUGGUGAUCAAAAGAUGCUUCGCAGGCUUGCUCAGAACCGAGAAGCGGCAAGGAAGAGUAGAUUGAGGAAAAAAGCGUAUGUCCAGCAACUUGAGAGUAGUCGACUUAGGCUUACAGAGCUCGAGCAAGAGCUUCAAAGGGCACGGCAGCAGGGGGCUUUUAUCACGACCGGACUUUCUGGGGACCAUGGUCAUUCGGUCAUGGGAAAUGCGGCUCUAGUGUUUGACAUGGAAUAUGGUUGCUGGGUCGAUGAACAUCAACGGCUGAUAAAUGACCUAAGAUCAGCUGUAAAUUCUCAUAUGGGGGAUAAUGAAUUAUGCAUUCUUGUUGGGGGUGUCAUGGCGCAUUAUGAUGAAGUUUUCAGGUUAAAAAGCUUUGGCACCAAGGCAGAUGUAUUUCACAUGCUCUCUGGUAUGUGGAAAACGCCUGCAGAGAGGUGUUUUAUGUGGUUGGGAGGAUUCCGUUCAUCCGAACUUCUCAAGAUCCUCGGAAACCACCUCGAGCCUUUGACGGACCAGCAGUUAAUGGGAUUAUGUAAUCUGCAGCAGUCUUCUCAACAGGCUGAAGACGCCUUAUCACAAGGAAUGGAAGCUCUGCAACAAUCUCUAGUAGACACCCUUUCGUCUGCAUGUUUAGGUCCGACUGCUUCCGGAAACAUUGCGGACUACAUGGGCCAGAUGGCGAUUGCAAUGGGAAAGCUUGCCACAUUGGAGAACUUUCUUUACCAGGCUGACCUUUUGAGACAGCAAACUUUACAACAGAUGCAUCGAAUUUUAACCACUCGACAAGCAGCCCAGGCACUUCUAGUCAUUAGCGAUUACACUUCUAGGCUUCGAGCACUUAGCUCUUUAUGGUUAGCCCGCCCUAGAAACUGAUUUUCUUUCAUUCCAUGAAAGCUCAUUUCCAUUUCUUUAAUGCUUACAGUUUGGUACAUCUGCCUAAAGAAAUGGGAGUAAUUUAGAAGAGUGUUGUAUAUUAAGUUAGGAUCUGAGGAAUUUGUUGUGAUUGUAGGUAGGUAGUGUAAUUUCACAUUUGAGGCUCUAUAUUAUGAAUACUUUGACAAUGUUGUAAUCACCUCAAGUGUAAUGCUAACUUGGAUAGUUCAAUG
Molecule: messenger RNA, 1904 nt
Organism: Hibiscus syriacus
Lineage: Eukaryota; Viridiplantae; Streptophyta; Magnoliopsida; Malvales; Malvaceae
Product: transcription factor TGA2.3-like
Exons: 11
Coding region: 289-1671 (460 amino acids)
Biological process (GO): regulation of DNA-templated transcription; DNA-templated transcription
Molecular function (GO): sequence-specific DNA binding; DNA-binding transcription factor activity
Source: RefSeq, a predicted model, not a curated record